This is a messenger RNA of Odocoileus virginianus texanus, 1986 nucleotides long. The record is from RefSeq and is a predicted model, not a curated record. Lineage: Eukaryota; Metazoa; Chordata; Mammalia; Artiodactyla; Cervidae.
ACUUGGGCUUGAAGGGAGCGGAAGCGAGCUGGAACGGCGAACCCCCUGCCUGGUCACGGGGUCCUGGCCAGAUUUUCCUCUUGCCAAGAGAACCCCCAGGAGAGCCUGAGGCCCACCCCUCGCCCGGAGGGCAUCGUGUGGGGACGGAGGCCCUUUGAGAGUCCCCCAGGAGGUUCUGAACAACAGCCUGGCCGAGUCUGUGUGGCCUGGCCAACAAAACCACCUCGGGGUCGCCGCCCCUCGUCAGGCUGCAGGUUACGUCCUGUAAAGGGGUGAAAGGGAGUCUUAGAGGGCGUCUCCUGCACCUCGACCCCCCGGGAACAUUGGAACUUGCACGGCCGACCCUAAGAUGCGUGCUCCAAGGCCUCCACAGAGAAAGAUGCUGUUCCAGGUCUGGGCCACAUCAUCCUUUAAUUUAGACGACACAGCAGAGAUGUGUUUGACGGCCAGAUGCUGAAGUGGGUCAGGUUGCUCUGUGUCCGCAUCAGGGCCCUCCCCGGACAGCAGGUGCCCAUCUGGAGACUCCUUCACUGACUUCUCUGACUCCACUGCCCCUGGGUUGCUGCUCCGGAUGAGAGAGACGUCCGUCUCCUGUCCCCUCCCCAUUGUGCCAGAGCCCCUCUUUGGGAGGUAGUCGAGCCUGGACCUCUUCAGAGCAUGGCAGCCAGGCUCCAAGAGAGAAGGUGAGAGCUGCCAGUCUGCUGAUGACCUAGGCUCACUGCAUGCUGUUGGUCAGACCAAGCCACAGACCGACCCAAAGUUCUGUUCUGGGCACUCAGAAGUGACUAGCAUGCAAGAUAGAUGAAGUCUCUUCACUCAUGCAGCUGACCUACUUGAGCAGGAGACAGGACCCACCGGCCGGAGCACCCCUCUCCUCUGACCAUCCGGAGAAGAAACACCUCAAACCAGCUGCAGGAUGGGCAGCGGCCAGAGAAAGGUCAGCUGGACUCUGUGCUUCCUGCUUCUGCUGCUCCUUGAAGCCGCUUCCACCAAGAACCUCUGGAAGCGGGCAUUGCCCUCGAGGCUGGCAGAGAGGUCCCGUGUAAGUGCCCAGGCCGAAGAGGUAGGCGGCUCCCGUCAGCCCCGUGCAGACCGCUGCCCGCCACCCCCACGCUCGCUGCCCCCUGGUGCCUGCCAGGCUGCACGCUGCCAGGCCGACUCCGAGUGCCCACGACACCGGCGCUGCUGCUACAACGGCUGCGCUUACGCCUGCCUGGAGGCCGUGCCGCCCCCGCCAGUUUUAGACUGGCUAGUACAGCCGAAACCUCGAUGGCUUGGGGGCAACGGCUGGCUCCUGGAUGGCCCUGAGGAGGUGUUGCAAGCAGAGGCCUGCAGCACCACCGAGGACGGGGCCGAGCCGCUCCUCUGCCCCUCAGGCUACGAGUGCCACAUCCUCAGCCCGGGUGACCUGGCCGCGGGCAUCCCCAACCGGGGGCAGUGUGUCAAGCAGCGCAAGCCAGCAGAUGGUCGAUUCUUACGACAGAAAUUUUACAAAGAAUAUCCAGAGGGCGCCUCCAAGUAUGUGGCAGAACACGGACAGGGACAGCAGAGGCACUUUCAAUAAAGCAGCAGCGGCGCCUGUCUGCAAGAACAUUCCUCCACUUUCUGCUGAGCCUCAGAAAUCAUUGGGUAAAAAAUGAUUUGACCCCCGAGGUCAUGCCCAGCCUGAGACAGCAUGACCCCAGCAGUGUUUGGAGACAGGGCCCCUGGCUCCUGGCGUGGCCCGACCUGGUGGGGUGACUUCAUGGGAGCCACUCACUAGCUUCAGGUUCCUGCUUUAUUGUCCUGGAAAUGAGGCCCUCCUAGUUGUCCCCUGACCUUGCCACCCCCAGAUCUGCCAUGGGAAGAAGUCACUGCCUUGGGGAGCUGUGUGAAGGUCAGUGUUUUGGUUGGCACAGGUUUCUUCAGGUUUGACUCUGGGAGACAUGUACCCAUCCCAAAUGUUCUCGAGAUAAGUCUGCUCAUCAUAAAAUGGAAAUGAACUCA